AUUUACCAACUGUUGAAGAAUUGAUGAAACCUAUUAAAGGAGAUUCCUAUGAUGCCAGAGGUUUCAGUUUGGAGCCUGGAAGCCCUGUGGAACUGACAGGCAGCCCAGCAAAGGAGCUCAUCGGCCACGAGCCAUUCAAGGAGCAUGAGAGUAACACAGUUUGGGAGACAAACUUGCUCGAAAAGUUCAGCAGAGAAGAGAGCCUCUCUCCUCGGAGAGCUGUGAAUGGGGGUAACCUUUGCGGGGAGACGGAGAAGGAAGCCGAGAUGGAUGAAACACAGCCUGGCUCAGUGAAGGAAAAGAUGGCACACGACUCUCUGCUUUCACAGCUGGUCAGCAAAAAUAACCAGGCACUGCAGUCUCCGUCCUCGAAGGGCGAAGGACUGGGAUCAGUGACAACUAAACAAACGUACAAGAGCAUCAGAAGUACAACACCCCUACAUAAAAAGAAGCCAUCGCACAGUCCUCGUGGAUUGGUUAGGAGUUCGGGAUAUGGGAAGUCAGCUUCACUUUCCAAACAGCCUUCCCCAUCUAGCGAAAAGAAAACACUGAAAGAAACUUUCAAGAAGUCCAGCCUGAAAGCCAAAAGCCCAGCAGAUAAAGCAGGACCUAAAGGCUUAUUUGCUACUAGUAUUAUCAGGUCUGCGCCCAAGGAGGGGGUUAACCAAGUUACACCUGACGACUCGGCUGUUGGUGAUGGUGUGCAGCAGGUCGUGGACUCUCACAGCCAGUAUCAGCAUCUGGGGCAAGAGAAUUACCUUCUCCAGAGCAAGUUAAGAAGCAUGGAAGAGCUAGCUAAAGGAAACAGAUGGAUCCAUGGUACAGCAACAGUUCCUGUCACUGAAGAAAAACUGACACAAAUUAAAAAAGAAAUUGAAGAUCAAGAGGUCAUUAUUCAAGGUUAUCAACAGGAAAAUGAAAAGUUAUACAAACAAAUGAAAGAGCUACAAAUUCAAAACAAGAAAAAUGAGGAACAAAUGUUUAAGGAGAAUCAGUGUUUAAUGUCUGAAUUAAUAGCUCUAAGAGAAAAGGUGAAUAUGACUAAUACACAGCCACGGGUGAUGCAGGUUCCUGAACCAGCCAGAAAUCAGAGUUUCACAGAGCUGAUUUCAGAGCUCCGAGCAGCACAGAAGGAAGAAACUAAAUUACAUGAAGAGAUAAAACGGCUUAAACAAGAAAAACAGGCUCUUGAAGUAGACUUGGGACAAGCAAAGAAAGAGAGAGAUCUAGCAAAAGUGCAGAUUGCUUCCACAUCAGGUGAGAAAUCAUAUGAAUUGAAAAUUAUGGAAGACUCAUACAAGCAGGAAAUUGCUCAUUUAAAAAGAAGACUUCAAUGGUAUGCAGAAAAUCAGGAUCUUUUGGAUAAAGAUGCAGCCCGUCUUAAAGAUGCGAAAGAAGAAAUUGAGAAACUAAAGCUAGAGGUCGAGAAGCUCAGAACUGAAGCUGGAGAUCAGUGUGUGCAGCAGAAGAAACGUCUGAGGGACAGAGCAGCAGAUGCUAAAAGAAUUCAGGAUCUCGAGCGACAAAUCAAAGAAAUGGAAGGGAUUCUAAAAAGAAGGUAUCCAAAUUCUUUGCCUGCUUUGAUUUAUGCUGCGGCUGCUGCUGAGAAAAGCAACGAUCUUUCAGCUAAAACAAAUACAAUUGAUUUUUUGGAGAGAAGAAUAAAAAAGUUAGAAACAGAACUGGAGAAUAAAGAUGAUGAAGCUAAAAAGAGUCUCCGUGCUAUGGAACAACAAUUUCAGAAAAUAAAGGUGCAGUACGAGCAAAGGCUUGUAGAGCUCGAGCAACUACUUGCCUAUAAAUUCAUGAGUGAAUCACCAAAACUGAGCAGCGAUAAAGCCAGUUCUACAGAGCUUGAACAGGAACUUCAAAACCUAAAGGAGAUCCAUCUGGUCACUGUUAAAAACCUCCAGGCCGAAAUUGAAAAUCUUAAAAGUCAAAAUUCACAGCUAACACUUGGAAGUAAAAAGGAAAACAAAGACAUGCAGUCAACAGAUUCUCAAGUGAAACAAGCUAAUACAAAAGAGAGAUUGUUAAAACUAAAUCAAGAACUGAUCACCAAGAAUAGAGAAAUACAAAACCUCACAAAAACUGUAGAGAAACUUCAGAAAGAAAGGAUGGUGAUGCUGUCUGACGAUAAUUUCAGAAAUAAAGCCGCUAAUAAGGAAAACCCUACAGAGAACUUGAAGCAGAAUAGCUUAGCAGGAGGCGCGAGGAGUCCCAGCAGGAGCGAGCCCUCGGCAGGAGCAUUCCAUGGUGGCAGCGUGUGCCGGCCACGGGGGUCUCCCGAUGCCGAUAUCUCGGAAGUUCUGCAGGAAAAUAAACAGCUGAAAGACGACCUGGAGAGACUGUCUCUGGAAAUGAACCAGCAGAGGAUAAAGUCUCAAGCAACACUGGCUUAUUCCGAAAAUAAUAUAAGAAGGCUGGUUCCGGGCGCGGCGCGGGGGGCCGAGCUGCACGGCAGGAUCUCCACGCAAGAGGUAUUAAUAAAACAUCUCCAAGAGCAAAUCGGUGAGCAACAGAGACAGCAGGAAGCCCUUCUAGUUUCACAAAUGCGAGAGGAACUCCUACAAAAAGAGGUGGCAAAGCUUUCAGAAGAGUUGAGAGAGGCUAAGGAGAGGCAGAGUCCUGAAAUGAAGCACUUCUUGUGCCUAGAGCAGAAAAUCAAGCACAUGGAGAGCAGGCGAGCAGAAAGAGAGCAAGAGCUUCAGAAGGCGGCGCGACUGGCCCGGCAGCCCCCGGGGGACGCCCGGCAGGGCCGGGAAGCCGAGCGCUGGCGCAGGCUGGCACAGCGCAAGAACCGCGACCUGGAGGCCUUCCGCGCGCAGCUGGACUCCAUGCUGGACGUGCUCCGGGAGCUGCAGCGCCAGGGGGUGGUGAUCCCAGCGCCCGGCGGGGGCGGGGCCGGCCUCACAGACGGCUGCUGGAGGACGUGA
This is a messenger RNA of Tinamus guttatus (white-throated tinamou), 2936 nucleotides long. NCBI's taxonomy places the organism in Eukaryota, Metazoa, Chordata, Aves, Tinamiformes, Tinamidae. The record is from RefSeq and is a predicted model, not a curated record.